AUGAAUCAAUCAUUACCCCUUGAGAUCAUUGAACAAAUUUUUCAAUACCUCCCCAUUCCAACAGAUGAACUUUUAGGAAAAGGGGAUGGAGGCAUGGCAAAAUGGAAAGAACUUCAAGAUAAAGAAUUUGUUAUAUCUUCAAUUCCUAAUCAUAGUGAGUAUUUCGAUCAACUUGAAAGUAAAGAGUUUUCAAAAAUUAUUCAAUACAAUCAUACGUCGUUUGAAUCUUUGGUGGACUGCUAUCAACAUCCACCCUACUUUCCUUCUGGAAUGUUACUCACAGUCAGUGCAAGAGAUUUAAUACAUGUUUUGAAGUACAAAGUGGUGAAAGAUAAUUUCCGUAUAGCCAUCCUCGAAACACUUCGUCCACAAGAAGCGGUCCUUUUCAAAGAGAUCUUUGCCAGAUUGGAUAUCUACUAUUUGAAGGUAACUUACGCCGAUUGUUUGUCUUAUUUAGGAGUUUCAGGUCUAGAACAGUUUUCUUUCGAAGCAUCAGACGAUCCUUCAAUACUCAACCGAUUCCCUAUAAAAAGAUUAGGAGUUCCAUACAAUAACUGGGGAUUUCCAAUACGAGGUCCAUUGCUCAGUAAUCUUGAAGAUUUGUUUGUUAAUUUGGAAGGAUACGAGCCUGGCCCUGUCAAAUUGGAUCUUCGUCAUUUAAAUCUUCAGGCAUUUCAGAUUUUUGCUUCCCGUGGAACAACCCCCCCUGAAUCCAUUGAAUUACUACUUCCCGAAUGUUUAGAAGAACUUUCCAUCAAUGCCAAAGUCGGCACUCUCGUCACCAACUUCCCCAAAGGUUUGAAAAGUUUCGUGACUCGUGAUUACGAUAAAUUAGACAUUUCCAAAUUACCAGUUUCUUUGGAAAAAUUAGAUUUCACUCCCAACUCAGGUUCAUUCUCUCGAUUGAGUCAUUUAAAGGAACUUCUCAUCACUUCUGCUAAGAAAGUGAUCAUCACUGAUCUUCCACCUUCUUUAGAGGUCCUUUCGAUAACUCAUCCAAUUCAAAUGAACGUAGACUUCACCAAACUUCCUAACCUUCGAAGUUUCCAUAUCAAAGGAGGAAAUUUUCAUCAGAUUUUCCCGAAUUUUGUUGCACCUCCUGGUUCUUAUGAUAACAGGCUUUGCUUCAUCGAACAAAACGAGCUUUACAGUGUUCCCUUCCAUGAGAAUCUUUCAUAUAUGUGUAUCAAACAAAUCACGGACCCACUUCUCACAGUUUGCUAUCCUCAAAGCUUGAGACUUUUGCAGUUCAGAGGAUGUGAUGAUGUCAAGUGUAUUAGAUUUUUACCACCAAACUUGAAAGGAUUGAAAAUAUUUUAUGCUGACACAACUGAAGGGGAUUUUGAGUUACCACCAACGCUUGAAUUUUUGGAUUUAACAGACUCAGUUGUUGAUGAGUUUUAUUAUGGUUCUUUGAAACAUUUAUUCUUACACUCGACAAGAUUGUGCCAAGGUGAUUUGACCAAUGACUUGGUUACGUUGAGUUUUAUAGAGGCUGGAGAUGUAGAAUUUCCUGCUAGACUCGAUUUAUCUAAAACUAGACUCUCCAAGUUCACAUACAAACGUGGUGUUGAUACGUCUAAUCCAUUAGUGCGCAUGAUGGUUCAAUUUGGAAUGGAAGUUGAUGAUCCUGACAACCCCAAAUUUCGAGUAAUUUUACCUUCUACCACAAGAUUGUUGGAUCUUGGUGAACAAGGACGUGACAGUUUUCGUUUUAACAAAUCAAGAGUAAAGAAGAAGCUUUUAAGAGAAAUUUAA
Molecule: messenger RNA, 1758 nt
Organism: Yamadazyma jaroonii
Lineage: Eukaryota; Fungi; Ascomycota; Pichiomycetes; Serinales; Debaryomycetaceae
Source: the annotation of a GenBank genome assembly